CUUUGAUGGUGGCCGGGUCCUUUGCCGUACAAGUCUGAGUUCAUUGCUUUGCUCUUCUCCUUUGACCUAGAGGCCAAUCUGGCUGUACCCGAGUUGCUGCCUCUGAAGGCUGCCAUCACCCUCUGCGAGCUGCGGGAUGGCGCCCCCUGCAGUUUCACUGGCUUCACUGCUGCUGGUGGUGACCCUGGCAGGUGGUGCCUGCCAGCAGUGCAGCCAGGGGAGGACCUACCCCAACGCCGUCAUUCCGGCCAACCUGGAAACCGUCAGAAUCGUGCCAGUGCCUCAGACCUUCUCCCUGGGGGCCUGCACGGCCGCGUGCUGCGACCUGCCCAGCUGCGACCUGGCCUGGUGGUUCGAGGGCCGCUGCUUCCUGGUGAGCUGCCCGCAGGAGGAGAACUGUGCGCCCCAGAAGACUGGCCCGCUCAGGUCGUACCUCGUGUUUGUGCUCAGGCCCGAGGGGAGGCCCGCGCCGCUGCUGGACUACGGGGAGAGGAUGCUGAGCAGGGCCGCCGCCGCGGGGGCCUGGGGGGACCCGGCCGAGGGUACCAGGGAGGACUUGCCCCUUGGAGGCCAAGGCCAAGGCCGGGGCAUGGAGGGGAUGGCGGGGAUGGCUGAGCCCUCCGAUGACGACGGGGAGAUGGAGCCCAGUCUCCUGCAGCCCAGCCCCAAGCAAGGCCCCAGCGGGAGCGCCGAGCCCGCGGCCUGGAGCCUGCAGCCCGGAGGCGACGGCCACAGCCCCGCGGCGUCCUCGGAGAAGCCGCGGGACCCGGAGCGCCCCUCGCGGAAGGACUCUGCCGGCUCCGCGUCCCCCGAGCACAGCCCGGACAGCGGCGAUCCGCCUCCCUCGGCCGCCACGCCCCCUCCCGGCCGGGCGCUGGGGAAGGGGGCGGCUUCUCUGCGAGCCCGCGGCGGCUCGGGGCGCGAGGUGCUAAAGCCUUCCCAGAGUCCUUCUGCCAGCCUGGGGUUCAGGCCAGCCGCCCUGGAGGAAAGCUCUGCUCCCACAGCCACCCCGCAGAGCGCAGAGUGCAGCAUCCCAACCGUCCCCAGUAGUGCUGUCCCUCCUGGGUCCACUCCGGGGCCACCCGUAUCUCCUACCGCUGCUCCCAGGACAGUGGAAGAACUGUGGGUGUCGGCGGGAGACAACCUGGUAGUGACCUUGCCCCAGGACCGGGUGGAGCUGAAGGCCUCCGUGGUGCCAGCGCCACCUGCAGAAACAACCUACAAGUAUGAAUGGAGCCUAAUAAGCCACCCAGCAGAUUACCAGGGUGACAUUGAGCAAGGUCACAGGCCGACUCUUCACCUCUCCCAAUUAUCAGCCGGACUGUAUACCUUCAAGGUGGCCGUUUCUGGUGAGAAGGCCUCUGGAGAGGGCUUUGUCAACGUCACUGUGAAGCCAGCCGGAAGAGUCAACCUGCCUCCAGUGGCUGUUGUUUCUCCCCAGAGACAGGAGCUCGCUCCGCUGACGACAGCAGCGCUCAUCGAUGGCAGCGGGAGUACAGAUGACUCUGAGAUAGUGAGCUAUCGCUGGGAAGCAGUCAGCGGGCCCCUCGCGGGGCAGCACCUGUCCGACGCCCCCAUCCUGCGCGUGGCUAACCUUGCUCUUGGCAACCACACCGUCAGGUUGACCGUCACUGACUCUGAUGGAGCCACCAAUUCCACCACUGCCACCCUGACCGUCGGCAGUGCUGUGGACCACCCACCUGUCGCCAACGCAGGCCCAAAUCAGACCAUGACCUUGCCCCAGAACUCCAUCACUUUGAACGGAAACCAGAGCAGUGAUGAUCACCAGAUCGUCCUCUAUGAGUGGUCCCUGGACCCCAGCAGUUGGAGCAAAGAGGGAGCACAGACCCCGUACCUUCAUCUGUCUGCUCUGCAGGAAGGAGAGUACGCCUUCCGGCUGCUGGUGACAGACUCUGCCGGUCAGCAGUCCACUGCUGUGGUCGCUGUGGUUGUCCAGCCUGGAAACAACAGGCCUCCCGUGGCCGUGGCCGGCCCCGACAAGGAGCUGGUCUUCCCAGUGCAAAGUGCCACCCUGGAUGGGAGCCGGAGCAGUGAUGACCACGGCAUUGUCCACUACCACUGGGAGCACAUCGGAGGCCCCAGUGCAGUGGAGAUGGAGAACGUGGACAGGGCUGUGGCCACCGUCACCGGGCUGCAGGUGGGUACCCACCUCUUCCGCCUCACAGUGGCAGACCAGCAGGGGCUGAGCAGCACGUCCACCCUGACUCUGGCAGUGAAGAAGGAAAGUAACAGUCCUCCCAGAGCCCGGGCUGGUGGCAGGCAUGUUCUCGUCCUUCCCAAUAAUUCCAUUACUUUGGAUGGUUCAAGGUCUACCGACGACCAAGGCAUUGUGUCCUAUCUGUGGGUGCGGGAUGGCCAGAGUCCUGCUGCGGGGGAUGUCAUCGAUGGCUCUGACCACAGUGUGGCCCUGCAGCUCACCAAUCUGGUGGAGGGGGUCUACACUUUCCACUUGAGAGUCAGCGACAGCCAGGGGGCCUCGGACAUGGACACCGCCACUGUGGAGGUGCAGCCAGACCCGAGGAGGGGCGGCCUGGUGGAGCUGAUCCUGCAGGUGGGGGUCGGGCAGCUGACAGAGCAGCGGAAGGACGCCCUGGUGAGGCAGCUGGCCGUGCUGCUGGACGUGCUGGACUCGGACAUCAAGGUCCAGCGGAUCCAGGCGCACUCGGAUCUCAGCACCAUGCUCGUGUUCUAUGUGCAGAGCGGGCCUCCCGCCCAGGUCCUCAGAGCCGCCGACGUGGCCCGAGCCCUGCACAGGCGGCUGUCACGGGAGAGGGCCGACUUCUUGCUUUUCAAGGUCUUGAGGGUGGACACAGCAGGCUGCCUUCUGGAGUGUUCUGGCCACGGCCGCUGCGACCCCAUCACCAAGCGCUGCGUCUGCUCCCAGCUGUGGAUGGAGAACCUGAUCCAGCGCUAUGUCCGCGAUGGGGAGAGCAACUGUGAGUGGAGCAUAUUCUAUGUGACGGGGCUGGCUUGCGCUCUCCUAGUGCUGGCAGGAGGCGUGACGUGGCUGUGCAUCUGCUGCUGUCACAGACAAAAAAGGACUAAAAUCAGGAAGAAAACGAAGUACACCAUCCUGGACAACAUGGACGAACAGGAGAGAAUGGAGCUGAGGCCCAGAUACAGCAUCAAGCACCGGAGCACGGAGCACAACUCCAGCCUGAUGGUGUCCGAGUCCGAGUUUGACAGUGAGCAGGACACCGUCUUCAGCCGGGAAGGGAUGGAGAGAGGGCAUCCCCGGGCGUCCAGGACCGGCUCCGUCAGGAACGGGGCUUCCUUCAGCUACUGCUCCAAGGACAGAUAGUGCAGCAGCCGGAGAUGGAGGACCCCGUGGGACCCUGUGUGCAGGACCACUGUGGCCUGGAACAGGAAGCCCACUUGCCCUGCACACUGACACCUCUCCCAGGGGCCUGGUGGGCUUCUGUAGGAAGAGGCCGGGUUUCUUGGGGUUGAAAAUGGAACCUUGCUCUUCUGACCGGGAGGCUCGUUAGCGGGCCUGAAGGCCGGGUGAAUUCCCAGGCUACGCGCGGGUGAGAGUUGUGUGUUUCCAAAGCUGGCCCUGUGCUGAUGCUCAUGUCCAGGUGAAGCUUCACACCUGUGUGUGUCUGUAGAACCUUAGAGAGCGUUCGGUGGCUGGCAGAAGCUCAGGAGCUGAGGAAAGGGAAAGGGGAGGCCGGACAUCCAAGGUAGCAUGUAACAUCGUCUCUUCCUUCUCUGAGAGAGAGCCGACGCUGAGCCUCUCUCACCUGUCCAUAGCCACCCACCACAGUGGAAUCACCAAUUCACUGAACAUUGAGUCUCACCGCGGGCCGGGCAUUUGGACUGCCCCAGAUGGCGGUAACCGCUCCGUGACCCGUGAGCCAAGGUCCUGAAAUCCGGUCAGUCUUCAUGCAGGUGGCAGGGUGCUGAGGAUCUGGGCCCCUGAGGCACUUUCCAUAAUAACCGGACCUAUAUCCACUUCAUAUGCUUAAAAGUGAUACUUGUUAAA
Marmota flaviventris (yellow-bellied marmot) is the source of this 4006-nucleotide messenger RNA. The record is from RefSeq and is a predicted model, not a curated record. Lineage: Eukaryota; Metazoa; Chordata; Mammalia; Rodentia; Sciuridae.